Molecule: messenger RNA, 2931 nt
Organism: Chilo suppressalis (striped riceborer)
Lineage: Eukaryota; Metazoa; Arthropoda; Insecta; Lepidoptera; Crambidae
Source: the annotation of a GenBank genome assembly
GUUCGUCAAAACCGUUCAACUCCGCGCACGCGUACUUUCUUCGGCCGCGGCGCGCGCAAGCGGUGUUGCCAGUACGCAUGCGAUAUCUGUGUCAAACAGUGAAUGGUGCUUUCUCAGACCGUAAUAACCUAGACGCGUAAACAAAAUAUCGUUUUCUCUAUAACAAAAAUGGCUUUCACGCCACUAGAGAACAUUGCACUGGUGCUAUUGGCGACAGGACUGUUAGUGAUACUAAAAAAUAUAUGUCGUGCUGUGUAUGUGUAUGCCAUUGGGCCAGCCAUCAACAAAGUUGACUUCAAGUCGAAAGGGAACUGGGCAUUGGUAACCGGAUCAACCGAUGGAAUUGGCAAGGAAUAUGCCAGACAGUUGGCAGCCAAAGGAUGUGAUAUAAUUCUAGUCAGUCGUUCUAUGGACAAGCUCAAAGUUGUAGCAGAAGAAAUAGAAAAUGAAUUCAAAGUGCAAACAAAGGUCAUACAAGCAGACUUCAAUCGUGAGGACAUCUACGAAGGCAUAGCUGAGGCCAUCACUGGAUUGGAGAUUGGCACUCUCGUUAAUAAUGUUGGAGUGUCCUACCUUUACCCUGAAUAUUUUUUGGAUAUUCCUGAUUGGGAUAACAAAUUCAAGUCUCUUGUCACCGCUAAUAUGGUGUCUGCAACACGUAUGACCGCAAUAGUAUUGCCAGAGAUGGUGAAACGCGGUAAAGGCGUCGUCAUCAAUAUUUCUUCUGGCACUGCUGUAUUCCCUAGCGCUCUACUGGCCAUAUAUGGUGCUUCUAAGGCCUACGUCCGGAAAUUAUCCCAAUGUCUUCAUACGGAGUACGCUGAUAAAGGAAUAAUCGUGCAAAGCGUAAACCCGGGAUAUGUCGUCUCCAACAUGUCUGGACUCAAAAGGGAGACUUUAAUGACUCCCAGUGCAAAGAAAUUCGUUAGUUCAGCUCUGAGUUUAGUUGGAACAACAAGCGAUACAGCCGGUUACUUCCCACAUUAUAUUUUGUUCAACGCCAUCGACUUUUUGACUGACAACUUCGGCAACUUCGGCGAGUGGCUCACUAUGAGAUCAAUGCUCAACGUCAGACAAAGAUAUCUGAAAAAGUAUAAGAAACAGUAAUUAUUUCCUUACCCUUUUAUCCCGGCUUACGGGCAAUCUUGUGCCUUUUGUUACAUAACUUAAACUUUUUUGCUUUAUUUCCUCUUACACUGAUGAACUUUAAUAUCGAAAUGUAAGUUUUUUUUUAACAUCUUCCUCUAUCCUUCACUUGCAUGGCAUUAUAAUCUUAGAAAUAAUAACACCAAAGAUGUAAUUUUAAACAGCAUUUAAAAUAGAUUUGAAUCUUGCCUAAUUAUGUUUUAAAUUGAUUCUUUUGUUUGCAAUCUCUAUUUGACAAUCAAAAUUUUAGCGAUCAAAAUGUUUUUAUUUUAUCUUCCGAAUUCAACUUUAUAGAAGCAAAAUUUAUAAUUUAGCUUCCACACUAUCACUUGAACUAUAUUGCAGCAGAAGGACGACUUCGGCUAGUAAUGGCGCGACUACACAUGGUCGUUACCCCGAAUACGAGUGCCAUGGAAUUCGGGUAAACGACUAAGUCUAAAUAAACGGAGUCGAGUACGCCCGUAUUCGGGCAGUUUUCGUUUUAGUUACCCGACACCGCCUUCCAGCCCGUAAUACAGUGUAAAUAUUACUUCAGGUGCCCGAAUUUGGAUUAUGUCUUUCGUGCACGCAAAUACGGGCUAACGACCAAAUGUAAUUGAUCCCAUAACUAGUUUCUGCAUUAUAUGCAAAAGAAACAGAAAAUGCAUUUAACGUUUUUUAUAUGGAUUGUCUGAUUGCAAAUAAACAUUAACAAACUGUUUUGUAAAUAGUUAAUACCUAUGUAAUUGUAUGUGUAUUUAAAGCGGUACAGUAAUGUGAUAAGUGUUUUUAUUUUACACGAUUGUGCCCUAAACUUCUUCGUUGCUUCAUAGUGUUUUGAGCAAUGACGUAUAACUUUAAAACAUCGUAGGUUUCGAGUAAUAAGUGUUUAUUUAUGUUUCAAAUGGUUUUAUUUUUAGAAACAUGAGAAUGAUAUUAAAAGAAUAUUUUAAAAGUAAAAAUUUGGUGCUAUUUUAUCAAGUUAAACGAGUUUUGUAUUUCAUUAAUCAUAAAUAAACACAAAUUGUUAUGAAUUCCAUUAAUCAUUAAUAUUCGAGUGGUAUCUGCGUCCGUGUAACAUAGCGCUGAUAUUUCAUGUUUAAUGUUGAUUAUGAAAAAAAUAUUCAGGAUAUAAAAAAAUUAAAACAAUUAACACCUACUGAGAACAGUCGCUAUUGUAUCAUCAUCAACAACCUAUCUUUGUCCACUGCUGGACAUAGGCCUCGCCAAAUGCACGGUACGGCUGGUCCACAGGUUCAAAGUUCCUCAGCGCGCUAUGGAAAGGGCUGUGUGCCCUCAGUGCUCGGUGUUUCUAUGAAGGAUCGCAUCAGAAAUGAAUUAAUCCGACACAGAACCAGAGUUAUCGACAUAGCCCACCGGAUUAGCAAGUUGAAGUUGCAGUGGGCUGGCCAUAUUUGUCGAAGAAUCGAUAACCAAUGGGGUAGACGAGUUCUGGAGUGGAGCCGCGUCUAGGCAAACGUAGUGUAGGACGUCCUCAGGUGCGAUGGAGUGACGAUUUGCGCAAGGUGGCUGGCAGGAGCUAGAGGCGAGUAGCCCAAGAUCGAUCUCAGCGGCGUGCAUUUGGGGAGCCUAUUGUAUCAUACACUUACCAAAUAUCAUAUCUUGUUUGUCUUUAAGAUAAUAUGUAAUAAGUAUUUAAUUUACUGAAAGUAGUUCAAUCUGUGAGUAUGGCUGUGUACUCUAGCAUUUAGGGUAGUUAGGGUUAUUUAUAACACACUUGGUGGAUUUGUUGGCAAUAAAUUGCUUUUGGUACAAAUUUGAUUCUUGAAUAAACCAUGGUUUCAA